UAUCCCGUCCAGCAUUUACGACAAUUACCUGCAAGACAUUCCAUUACAUCCUACGUCGUAUAAAUUCGAAUCGUACACAAAUUCACGUGUGCAAAUUCGGGGAUAUAUAAUGACGAAAAUCAGUUUACUCUCAGUCGCAUCUGAUGUAGCUGUGUAUGUUGCCUCCGAAGAGAGUCCAGCCUUGCUGGGGAGAAAUGCUAUGGUUGCCCUCAACAUAACACCAUCUAUCGAGCGAAUGCGCAUCAUGACAAUCAAAACAUCAGUACUUAAAAGCUUAUAUCCCAAAUUAUUUACUGAGUCGAUUGGCCGGAUUCCAUCUGCUGCUCAUCGAAUAUGCCUUAAAAAGGACGCUAAACCGUUUUCGAUUUCGCAGCCACGUCCUAUUCCAUUGGCCAAACGUGCGAUGGUAGAAAAGGCCAUACAAGAGAUGAUUUCCAACGAUUUGAUAGAGCCAGUUAACUGUUCCGAAUGGGUGCAUCCCAUGGUCACGGUGUUAAAGAAGGACGGUACUGUGCGCAUAUGCAACGACUUGAAAGCGUUGAACAGUCAGAUCGUCGUCGAAAAAUUCGUUCUUCCCACAGUUGACGAGUUGUUGGUCAAGAUAACUGGCGCGCGAUUUUUCUCAAAACUAGACCUGAGGAAGGCCUUUUUCCACAUGCCAUUGACACCAGAAUCCAGACCACUUACGGCUUUUCUGACAUCGAGUGGUCUAUUCCAGUACAAAGUCUUGCCGAUGGGACUUAGCUCCGCUCCAGCAGCUUGGCAGAAGUUUAUGAAUCACUCACUAGCAGAUCUACCAGGACAAAUCGCUUACAUGGAUGAUGUAUGCGUUUUCGGGAAAUCAAGAGAUGAGCACGACUCAAGGCUGCGCGCUGUGUUGCAGCGAUUGGAGAGCCUAGAUCUUCGGCUAAACCUGGAAAAGUGUAUAUUUUGUGCUACGGAUGUCGAGUUUCUUGGGUACGUCUUAUCAGCUGGUGGAAUUAGACCAUGCGCAGCUAAUACUCGAGCUAUCACGGAAGCCCCUGUACCGAAGAAUACAUCCGAGGUUAAGCACUUUCUUGGUUUGUGCUCGUACAACUUGCGCUAUUUGCCCGAUUUUGCAACUAUAGCGGAGCCAUUGAGAAUGCUGACAAAAGAAAAAGCUACGUUCGAUUGGGGCUCUUCGCAGCAGUCGGCCUUUGAAGAAAUUAAAAGACGCCUCGUCUCCACCCCAAUGCUGGCCAUUUUCGACGAAAACUGCCCAACAUUCGUCUCAACGGAUGCGUCAAACAUCGGUUUAGGAGCGGUCUUGUCUCAAAUUCAGAACGGUGAGGAAAAAGUGAUUGCAUAUGCUUCUAGAAAGUUAUCCCCUACUGAAGUUUCAUAUUCCGCAGGUGAAAGGGAGGCCCUGGCCUGUGUAUGGGCCUGUGAAAAAUGGCACCUGUUUCUGUUUGGUCGGAGAUUUACAUUGCGCACGGAUCAUGCUGCUCUAACUACCCUCCUCAGUCGAGGAACCAAUGGUCACAGGCCACUACGGAUUAACCGCUGGUAUGCGCGGUUACUGAACUAUGAUUUUCAAAUCAUCUUCCGCCCUAGCUCCGAGAACCGUAUGGCAGAUAGCUUAUCACGUCUCCCAUUGGAUGAUUCCGACAAGAAUGAAGACGACGAAGAAAAAGUCAUGAUUUCUGCUUUACAAUCAAAUGAGCUCUCCGCGGUUACUAAACACGAGCUUCAAGAAGCUAACCGGAGUGAUUCAUAUGUGCAAGAUGUCAUUCACUAUCUCUCUCAAGGCUGGCCUCGCUACGCGAAGUUGAGUGGUGAACUACGGGCGUUUUAUGUUUUACGACAUGAGCUAGCGGUCGUUGAUGAUUGCCUUAUGCGAGGAUCGCGAUUCGUAGCUCCACAGAAACUGACAUCAAAAAUUAUCCAAUGUGCACACGAAGGACAUCCGGGUAUCGUACGGACGAAGCGCCGACUUCAAGAAUACUUUUGGUGGCCAAAAAUGAAUAAAAUGGCAGAGGCGUGUGUCCGGUCUUGCGAUGCAUGUCAGAAGGCCGACAAGAGCUCCAAACCAAUCGAUGCCCCCAUCCAACCUGUUACUUAUCCAAUGAAACCUUGGUCGAAGGUGGCGAUUGACAUCAUGGGACCGUUUCAUUCUGCACCACAGCACCAGAGGAACUGCUUAGUUGCCACGUGUUAUUACAGUAAGUGGCCGGAAAUCCAUUUGUGUGGCGAUGUGACCACCUCAACCGUUAUACGGUGGCUGAAACAUCUGUUUGCUAGAUUUGGGUUUCCUGAGGAAAUUGUGACAGACAACGGACCACAAUUCACGAACUAUGAGUUUAAACGUUUCUUACAGCUUCGUGAUGUGAAGCACGUACAUACUGUCCCGUACAACCCAGCUGCCAACGGCAUGGUUGAGCGCACUAAUCGCACGCUAAAGGAAACUAUACAGACAGCACGUUUGUCCGGCAGGCAGUGGGAAGAUGCCGUUUUGGAGGCUCUGUUUACUCACCGAACAUCGCACCACAGAGCGACUGAUCGCACGCCAGGUGAGCUGAUGUUUGGCAGGAAGUUGCGUACGAAAUUAAACGCAGCUAUUUCGGCUGCAGAAAACAACGACCCCCACCAACUGGAACGUCGCCGGGGUUAUCAGUCAUCCUACGAAAAACGGGCCACAUCGCUGCGUCCUGGAACGUUGGUCAGGCUAAAGGAGAGGCAAACACGUAAAGGAGAACCGGCACUGACGAGACCCAUCAGAAUUACUCGUGCGCUAGGGCCAGGAACUUAUGAGUUAGCAGACGGCCGACGAGUCAACGCCAGACAGCUAUACUCAGCACUUCAACCGAAGCAAUGUCCUGAAACGAGGGCCACCGCAGUGAACCAACCGCUGAAGAGGGGGAGUAGUGUGGCAGCGCGUACGCGCGGGCCUUACCACGACCGCACUUCGUAGCUUGUGAUUGGAUGCCUGUCCGUUCGCGAUCAAUACCAGGGUUGUUUUGAAUAUACUGAGUGUAUGUACCGUUGGCGUGAAUAGAAGUUUGUGUUGCGUACCAGUAGAGUUCUGCUUCCUCGUUCGGGGCUUUGGUCGUGUUUGUUCAAGACCCUGCGUGCAGGGGACUAGUGUACGUGUAGAUACAACA
Molecule: messenger RNA, 3122 nt
Organism: Dicrocoelium dendriticum
Lineage: Eukaryota; Metazoa; Platyhelminthes; Trematoda; Plagiorchiida; Dicrocoeliidae
Source: the annotation of a GenBank genome assembly